AUGCCCCUGGAGGCCUGGACUGCCCUGGGCACGCUGGACUUCAGCCUGCUCUACGACCAGGAGAACAACGCCCUGCACUGCACCAUCAGCAAGGCCAAGGUGCCAAAGUUGAUGUUCUCCCGCAAGGGCCUGAAGCCGAUGGACCACAACGGGCUGGCGGACCCCUACGUCAAGCUGCAUCUGCUGCCAGGAGCCAGUAAGGUGGACAAGACAGAAGACAAGUCCCUGGAGGAGCGGGGCCGCAUCCUGAUCUCCCUCAAGUACAGCUCGCAGAAGCAGGGCCUGCUGGUUGGCAUCGUGCGCUGUGCACACCUGGCCGCCAUGGACGCCAACGGCUACUCGGACCCCUACGUGAAGACAUACCUGAAGCCAGAUGUGGACAAGAAAUCCAAACACAAGACGGCAGUAAAGAAGAAGACCCUGAAUCCCGAGUUCAACGAGGAAUUCUGUUACGAGAUUAAGCAUGGGGACCUGGCGAAGAAGACCCUGGAAGUCACUGUUUGGGAUUAUGACAUUGGAAAAUCCAACGAUUUCAUUGGAGGCGUGGUUCUGGGCAUCAAUGCUAAGGGCGAGCGCCUGAAGCACUGGUUCGACUGCCUGAAGAACAAGGACAAGAGGAUCGAGCGCUGGCACACGCUCACCAAUGAACUCCCAGGGGCUGUGCUCAGCGACUGA
This is a messenger RNA of Puma concolor (puma), 675 nucleotides long. NCBI's taxonomy places the organism in Eukaryota, Metazoa, Chordata, Mammalia, Carnivora, Felidae. The record is from RefSeq and is a predicted model, not a curated record.